AUGACCGACAGCAGUGCAGUUGCGGACGAGUUCGGAGCUCGUCCGUCCGACGACGGGUACGAUGAUUACCCCCGCGGAGCCUUUCUCACGGACGAUCUCUACGGGACGUCGGAUGACCGCCUGCCUGAGCUGCAUAUUGCCAGCGCGCCCAGGGCCUUGAUGCUGACCUUGGCCGACUUGAUUCGCCGCCACAAGCUCCUUAUCGCAUGCUUGGUCUACGUGUUGAUGGAUAUUUUCACCACGGUCUAUUACAAGCGGCUGAUGGACCACACCGGGAACUACGCCAUCGUAACUAUGGAGGUUUUGGUGAUCUUUUUCCUCGGCUUAUUCUGGUCGCUGUACUGGGCGUGCUCCUACCUUUUCCCGGCGUACAUGGCCCAUCCCUUCAACUAUCGCCAGCUUAUUCCGAUGUCGCUGUUCGACAUAGUGAGCACUCUGCUCUCCACAAUGGGAAGCGUGGAAACCAGUGGGAUCGUGCUAGUGAUGCUGUCUCAGGUCAGCAUCCCCCUGACCAUCAUCACCUGCAAACUGAUCCUGGGACGUGUAUACCACUGGUACCAAUAUCUCGGAUCGCUGCUCAUAGUUCUGUUCGUCAUCAUCAAGGAGCUCACGGUGCCCAUGACUACCGGGAGCAACAACCUCGUGGCCAACAUGCUCUACAUGGCCUCCUGCCUGCCGGACUCAAUCGCUUCAGCGCUGCGCAGCGGGGUCUACAUGUCGGAGUCGUUUCACCUGCUGAAGUACCAGGUCAGCGCCAUCAGUCUGCAAUUCGUCCUAGGGUUCCCGCUCUUCGCGUUCACACUCGCCGCGCGUAGGACGCAACCGGACCUUGGCGUGUUAAGCGGCUCGCUGCAUGACGUGGGCAGCGGCCUUGCGUGCCUGUUCCUGGGGCGCAACACCAUCGUGGACCAAUGCUCGUCCAGCGGUGAUAUCACCUGCGACAACUGCGAGGGAGCGUUCCGAGUGCUGCUGACCUAUCUGCUGUGCAACCUCAUCAUCCGGGUCGCCUACGUCGUGAUAAUGAUGAACGCGACCGUGACUCUGGUGUUCCUCCUGGGUACGCUGAAGCUGCCGCUGUGCUCAAUCGCCUUCUCGAUGAAAUCGCUAAGUGGCGACAGCGCCACUGCCUUCGAGAUAAUCGACGUGGUGUGCUUCGUGGGCAUUAUGGCCUCGCUGGGCAUGUACGCAAUGGGCAGGAAGAUGCUGGAUGCGCCUCCCGAGUGCCCAUACGCGCAGCCGAUGUUGCCCGAUACAGAGUAG
Messenger RNA from Babesia bigemina, 1260 nucleotides. Its product is annotated as Putative chloroquine resistance transporter. NCBI's taxonomy places the organism in Eukaryota, Apicomplexa, Aconoidasida, Piroplasmida, Babesiidae. The coding region runs from base 1 to 1260 and encodes 419 amino acids. The transcript has a single exon. The record is from RefSeq and is a predicted model, not a curated record.